AUGAGCGGCGCGGACGAGUUCACGGGGUAUGACUACUCGUCGUUGAAACGAAUCCAUCAGGACUUGAUUCGACGGCGAUCCAAGCGCGGGGUGAAGAGCAUUCGGAAUCCACGUGGGUACUUCCUCUUGGCCACAAAGUUUGCAAAGAAGGAGCCGUUACCGCUACAUUUAGUGACCAAACCGGCCAACUUGGGCUCCAAUGCCAUCGCGUCGAACGUGGCAGGGUACCUGGACCCGAACAUUCAAUCGUACAUUCGAUCAACGUGGUGGCCACUCGCCCAUUUCAAUCCCAUCACGUUCAAGAAGGACAAAGACCUCGACAUUACAAAGGACGAUUACGUGCGCUUCAACUGCAAAGUGUAUCGGUCGCUGCUCCCUGACAUCACGUAUGGCGAAGCCCUCCGUCGUAUCGAGAAAGACUGGCGCGAUGACACGUUUGUGGCUUCUGUCAACGACCCCGACCCAGUCGAAAGCAACGACUCUGACGACGCGAAUCCUGAUGUCACCCCGACGACAGCAUCGUCGUCGGUUAUCUCUGUCGACCGCACGAUGGACUUUCACUUGUUCAGCAUGUCCGUGCUGGACCUGGCAACAUCGUGCACUGCGGGGGGCAUGGAUGCCCUGUACCUGUUCCUGCAAUCUUUGCGCAUCAAAAUCAAGUGUGUGCGAGAAUUUGACGAAAUUCCAAAACCAAAGUACGCGUCCGACAUCACAGACGCCUCGGGCUCAAAUCGGAUCACGGUCUUGGUCGAGUAUGGGAAAAUGUACACGGAAGACAUAACACCCACCAACAACACUGUGCAGACCGCCACGUUGUAUCAAGUGGGGCUGUUCCCCACAAGGUUACCGCUGGUCGCGCUCUUCGUUUCGUUGGACCAUGCAUUCAUGGACAUGCACGUCAAAGCCAUCGACUCGAGCAAAUCGCCCACGGAUCCGACCCCUACGUGGAUACUCCGCAACAUGUGCGCCGGCGCGCUCGUGUACAAGACGACCGAGAUCGACAUCACGUCCAUUCAAUACGAAACCCUGGAGUACUUUGUCUUGCCCACGACAUCUGGGAAGGCUGCACCCUCCACUGCCGACACACCCAAGCCAACCCUCGACCAAUCGUCCUACCAAAUGACGUGCGUACUCCAAGAUACCACCGCGGUCGAGUUUGAAGGCACGUUUUACGGGUCGGUGGCUGCUAAGCGCGUUCGCGUGUUCGGCCUCCAGCAUCCGUCGGCGGUUCCGCUGAUUCUGACCGUCACGACAGAACCGACCAAACAGGUCCUGACCGCCGGGAGAGACGGCGACGGUCGUCGUGCGGUCAUCGGGUGCAUCUACCUCGUGCAACAGUCUGGUCUCGCGUCGUACAAAUUCCAGCAGCACAAGGUCCUCUACGAUUACAACUCCGAAACGAAAGCGCAAAUCAUUUGCGAGGCACCGUCCCCAGGGUACUACUACGCGAUCGUGUUUUGCAUUCGUGAAAUGCAGUUUGUGUUGGAGUACAACCACACGACACUGCCAGAAGCGACCCCGUUGCCUUUAGGAGUUGUUGCGAAUUCGUUUCCAUUGGAGUCUGUGCCCAACCAUCCGCACAAUAGCAUGCCAUGUUACUUUCCAGGUGAAAAGCUAGUAGUUCAAACCCCACAUAGCAAGGCGUCGUUGCGUGCCAAGAUCUAUUCCCAACGGCUACAGACUCGCAUGAGUCAAAUGCAGUUGCUCGACGAGGAAUUCCGCAUCAAGACGGCAGGGCAGCGCAAGGAAAUCGACGACCGGCACAAGCAUCGUCGCCAGCAGCGCGAGGCGGCGGCGGCGUUGGACCACGUGGACAAGGUCGCCCAAGACAAGCUGAAAAAAGCGGCAAGGGACGGCGGCGGGGCGUCGUUGAAUCGCGAAGUAGAGUUGAUCCACGAGUACUUUGAGCACAUGGCCAAAACGCAGCCAACGUUUGACGAGCUCAAGAAGCUGGACGCUGCGUACGCGAAUCGAUACAACCAAGCAGACCAGCUAUCGGACGACUUCAACUCGGUCUACCACGACGACUCGGAGCUCAAGAAAACCAGCGCCAAGGCCAAGUCGGCCAAGUUUGGGGUCGACGACGAUCGACCGCCUCAGGACAGCGUGUUUGCCUCGGAAGAGUAUUCGCAUGCUGCCACGUACCUCGAGAAACUGGGCGACGAGUUGCGACGCCAGCAACUCCAACAAGACAAUACAACCACGCAAGAAACGAUGUCUGCCGCCAUUGAACAAAACUUGUACUUGGCCCUUGCCGAAGGCAAACCCAUGUCUUGUGAGGACAUGCUUCAACUGCGAGAGAUUCUGGUGGAAGGGGGGGGUCUUACCGAGUGUCGGCGACCAGGGAAGCGAGAGGCAUCGACGGUGCCUGUGAUUCUCCCCAAGACGUACGUUGCUGCCACACUACCCUGGCAACCCAUGUGGCAACUUCCACCGACGGACCCCACUGUGCCCGACCCCCUUGUGCCCACCAGCCCCAAGAAACACAAGAGGCCAUCGAGUCCACCGAAAGCCCACGUUACCAAGCCGGGCAAGUGUCCCAAGGAAGACGAGUGUCUGCCAACGUGCUCAACAGUACCUAAGUCGAGGAGUUCGCAUGUGCUUCCGAAACCCGCAGCGGACAUCUCCAUCCUCACCAACAUCCUGACAAGGCGACCGAGCAGUCAUGUCGACACGAAAUCAACUAAUGACACACCUCGAGCGCAUCGUCCGAGCACUGCCGCACCCAUGCUGCCUUCUCAACCCCUUUUGCCAACCACUGACACGACCACUACUGCAGAGGAGGUGCAGGCCGACGACGAUACACCUCUGGACACGAAAACGGCAGACUCUCCAACAGAAUUUCAAAGCUCGACAACUGCAACUACUGCAGUCCCUCCAUCCGUGAAACCACCAGCGACGGCUCCUCCAUCGUUUCGACGGCGAAAGCAGCAGCACCCGUCAUCACAGCUAACCCUUCCGUGGUCCCGUCUCCAAAAGAGGUCCGUCCCUCGUCACAACCAUACGUUUCUACCUGCCGCCACCACCCCGGCCCAGUCGGAUAUUGUCAUGGUGCAACAAGUGUCGUACCACGUCGUUCGACACCACAACCAAGUGGUAGCGUUGGCAGACACAAACAACACCACCCACGUCACAACAUUGCACCACCAGCCUCCGUCCCACUCAGCAAAGAAGAAGCGAAAACCCAAGAAACAAACAUCAUCCCAUCUUUCGGAGGUUGCCAAGCACAACAUGGACAAGCUGCAGCUAGCCAAAGUCCUCGGAAACGAGCGGAUGGCGCUCAUGUGGGCCCAACUCGAAGACGAAUUCGCGUGGGUGGAGCCCCCUCCGUUAUAA
Messenger RNA from Aphanomyces astaci, 3336 nucleotides. RefSeq lists its product as hypothetical. The coding region runs from base 1 to 3336 and encodes 1111 amino acids. The record is from RefSeq and is a predicted model, not a curated record. Lineage: Eukaryota; Oomycota; Saprolegniomycetes; Saprolegniales; Verrucalvaceae. The transcript has 15 exons.